Aspergillus nomiae NRRL 13137 is the source of this 772-nucleotide messenger RNA. RefSeq names its product putative esterase/lipase. The record is from RefSeq and is a predicted model, not a curated record. The annotation marks the transcript as partial. The transcript has a single exon. Gene Ontology annotation, molecular function: hydrolase activity. NCBI's taxonomy places the organism in Eukaryota, Fungi, Ascomycota, Eurotiomycetes, Eurotiales, Aspergillaceae.
CAAAGAACCAUCCCCGUCCACAUCUACCGCCCCCGCAACCCCGCCAAGCCCCCACCCGGUGCUCCUCAACUUCUGCGGCGGCGGCUUCAUCAUCCAAGGCCACGGCUUCGACCACACCUACUGCAGCCACAUCGCCGCCCACACCGCCUACACCGUCUUCGACGUGCAGUACCGCAUGGCCCCGGAGCAUCCCUUCCCCGCCGCCCUCGAAGACGCAGAGGAUGUCCUGGGCUAUGUGCGCGCGCGGCCGGAGACGUACGAUGCGAGUCGCGUGGCCCUGAGCGGGUUCUCGGCGGGGGGCAAUCUGGCGACGAGUCUGGCGGCGAACCACGAGGGCCCGUUUAAGGCGCUCGUGGCGUUUUAUCCGUUGGUGGAUGCUGUCAGGCCGUUGGGGGAAAGAAAGGCGCCGGAGCGUGGGGGGUGGACUUUGCCCGGCUGGUUUGUGAGGUUUUGUACGGUGGCGUAUUUGAGUGGGGGGUUUGAAGGGCAGGGUGGGGAUGUGAGGAUUUCGCCAUUGCGGAGGGCGGUUGUGGAUGGGUGGCGGGUCGAGAGGGUUUUGUUGGUUGCUGCUGCGAGGGAUUUGUUCGCCCCGGAGGUGGAGGAGUUGGGGGCUCUGCUUGCAAAGGGCGGCAAUGGCGGGUUUUUGAAGAAGGUCGUUGUUGAGCGGGUCGAUGGGGUGGGUCAUGCUUGGGAUAAGGUUGCGAAGGAGGGCACGGUGGGGUGGGAGAAGAUGAUGCGGGUUUAUGGGAUGGUGGUGGAUUUGUUGGAUUAG